CAACUGACAUCUUCUUCUAUUCUUUUGCGACCACUAAUACCAAUGUAUGCCAAGCUGCGGGGAAUUACAUGAACACUGCCACUCUUCAUAGCCAGAACCUGACCUGCAACGAAACUUUGCUGUUGUCUCCGAACCAUCUAACUGCCUUGAAGCUACGAAAUUGCCUCCAAGACCAGACGAAGGAUAGCGGCGAUGGCGGAUAGGUUCAAGAUCGCACUCAUACAAAUGCAUCCCAAGGUCGUCGCACCAGAAGACAACUUCGCCAAAGCAGAGUCGUACAUUCGUUCAGCUGCUUCCCAAGGCUGCUCGCUUGCAGUCCUGCCCGAGUACCAUCUCACGUCAUGGGUCCCCGACCAUCCCAAGUUUGUGCCGAGCUGCGCGCAAUCCGGGGUCUACCUGGAGAAGUACCAGGCGCUGGCCAGAAAUCUAGGUAUCUCCAUCGUACCGGGGACCAUCAUUGAACUCGACGGCGAAGAGGGCGACGACGACCUCAAUCUCCUCAACGUCGCGUACUUCAUCGGCCCGGACGGUGGCGUGCUAGGGCAGUAUACUAAGAAGAACCUGUGGCACAACGAACGGCUGCACCUCACCAAGGGCCCGGAGCCGCACGGUGCCUUUGAAACGCCGCUGGGAAGGGCGGGGAUGCUGGUGUGCUGGGACCUGGCGUUCCCUGAAGCGUUUCGGGAGCUCGUCCGUGACGGGGCGCGGGUAAUCGUGUGCCCCGCCUUCUGGCUCGCUGACGAGUAUAAGCGCGAGGACGGGGACGAGGGCGCACAGGUGGUGAACCGGGACUCGGAGAAGGUGUUUCUGGAGAACGUGAUGGUGGCAAGGGCGUUUGAGAACACAGCCGCCGUGGUCCUUGUCAACGCGGGCGGGCCCGUGGGCGGGGGCGGGGUGGAAGUCCGAGAGAGCGGUGCGCGGGUGCGGUACUGUGGUGUUAGUCAGGUCGCGAUGCCACUCAUCGGGCCGCAGGGAAAGUUAGGCGCCGAGGAGGCGAUGGAGGUCGUCGAGGUUGAUCUUGGGCUGUUGGACGUUGCCGAGGGGGCGUACAAGGUGAGAGAGGAUAUGAAGAAGGAAGGGUGGCAUUAUGGAUAUUCCAUCGUCAAGGAGUGAACAAUAGGAUGAGGAUUAUACACAGUUGGGAAGAAGUAGAUAAAGAAAGGGAAGAGGAAGGGGGGGCUCCAAACAAGUGGAACAGAAACGAAUGGAUGGACAACAGGACACGAGAUAGAAACAUGUUGGCAAAUAAUGACGGUUCAUAACGGAU
Molecule: messenger RNA, 1267 nt
Organism: Colletotrichum navitas
Lineage: Eukaryota; Fungi; Ascomycota; Sordariomycetes; Glomerellales; Glomerellaceae
Product: carbon-nitrogen hydrolase
Exons: 2
Coding region: 193-1113 (306 amino acids)
Molecular function (GO): beta-ureidopropionase activity
Source: RefSeq, a predicted model, not a curated record